Molecule: messenger RNA, 789 nt
Organism: Saccharomyces paradoxus
Lineage: Eukaryota; Fungi; Ascomycota; Saccharomycetes; Saccharomycetales; Saccharomycetaceae
Gene: VOA1
Product: Voa1p
Exons: 1
Coding region: 1-789 (262 amino acids)
Source: RefSeq, a predicted model, not a curated record
AUGGUGUUCGGUCAGCUCUAUGCCUUUUUCGUUUUCACGUUGUCAUGUUUUCUUUCCAAAACUGUGCAGGCAGAUUCAUCCAAGGAAAGUUUCUCCUUUAUUUCGCUCGACAAAGAGAGUAACUUGGAUAUCAUCAGCGCUAUAUCUUCAACAGCAGAUGUCAUAUCAUCUGUUGACAGUGCUAUCGCUAUAUUUGAGUUCGAUAAUUUCUCAUUAUCGGAGAACAUGAUAGUUGACGAAGAAUACCCAUUUUUCGAUAGAUUUUUUUCCAAUGAUGUCACUUUAGCUGUUAAUGAUGAAUCACCUUUGAACAUCUCUCAAUCCUUAUCUCCCAUUAUGGAGCAGUUUACAGUGGACGAAUUACCUCAAAGUGCCUCCGACUUGCUAUAUGAAUACUCCUUAGAUGAUAAGAGUAUUGUGUUGUUCAAAUUUACUUCCGACUCUUACGAUUUGAAAAAAUUGGAUGAAUUUAUUGAAUCCUGCUUAUUGUUUUUGGAGGAUAAGUCUGGAGACGAUUUGACUGUAGUUAUUAACUCUAUUGGUACCUUUGACGCUGAUGACAAUGAAUAUGCCACAGAAGGCACUUUGAGUCAUCAUGAUAACGACAAAGGCAAAGAUAGCGACGAUGAUAUUUUAAGCUCCAUCUGGACUGAAGGACUACUUAUGUGCUUAAUAGUUUCUGCGUUGCUGUUGUUCAUUUUGAUUAUUGCACUCUCUUGGAUAUCUAAUUUGGAUAUCACCUAUGGUGCAUUGGAAAAAUCAACAAACCCAAUAAAGAAAAACAAUUAA